This is a messenger RNA of Musca vetustissima, 1859 nucleotides long. RefSeq lists its product as uncharacterized. Gene Ontology annotation, biological process: monocarboxylic acid transport; transmembrane transport. The record is from RefSeq and is a predicted model, not a curated record. Gene Ontology annotation, molecular function: monocarboxylic acid transmembrane transporter activity. The coding region runs from base 48 to 1859 and encodes 603 amino acids. Lineage: Eukaryota; Metazoa; Arthropoda; Insecta; Diptera; Muscidae. The transcript has 4 exons.
ACAACACGAACAAGAACAAGAAGAACAACUACAAUCAUUGUCUAAUAAUGAAGCCACAAUCGACAACUAAGAAGGUAGCCCCCGAUGGCGGCUGGGGAUGGGUAGCCUGUUUUGGCGUAAGUUUGGUCAAUUUGGCCACACGAUCCAUAGAGCCUUCAUUUGGAUUACUUUUUGGAGAUUUAUUACGUGAUCUCGAUGUAGGAACCACUGGAGCAGCUGUCAUUAUCAGUACUCUGGAUGUGUGCAUGAACUUUUCAGGCCUAUUUGUGGGACCUUUGCUGAAGGAGUUUUCAUAUCGCAAGGUCGCCAUAGCCGGGUCAAUACUUUGUGCUUUGGGUUUGGCAUGUACAAGCCCUGCAUCCAGCAUGGCCCAUAUUAUUAGCACAUAUGGCGUCCUCAAUGGCAUUGGUGUGGGUUUGGCCACUUCAGCUGCUUUUGUAGCCCUCAAUCACUACUUUAAACAUAAACGAGGCCAAGCGGUGGGUCUAUCUAUGGCUGGCACUGCAAUGGGCAUGUUAAUCAUGCCUCAGCUGGUGCGAAUUCUACUCGAGGCUUUCGGAUUUAGAGGAGCUGUCCUCUUACUGGCUGGCAUUGCUUUAAACGCCACUGUCGGUUCAGUUCUGUUACAGCCGGCUAAAUGGCAUAUGAAGGAGGAAAAGGUUGACGAGGAAAUGAUGGCCAUUGCUCCCAUACCAGAAUUCAAAGUCAUUCAAGAGGAUGGAACAGAAGAAGAUGCUCUGCCCGAAAUGAAUACGCUGCUCUUCCACAAACAUAACCAACUACAAAAUUCGAUGCGUAAAAAUUAUUCGGAAAUAGCUAUGAAUACAAUGAAUGGUUCACGCAUGGGUUUACCCAAACGACCUACCUUCCCACGAAUUAUGUCCUUGGCCGGUGUCCAAUCGGCCGAAAGUGCAUACAUGUCCAAUCACGAUGUGAGCAUGCAACUGAGGCACCGCAAACAAUCUGUAACAUCUAACUUAUCAUAUAUGGACUUCACCGGAUCAAUCCUACAAGUCCAUAUGAAUGUGGGUGAUGACGAAUUCGAACAGAAUGAUCGCGAGCUGAAGCGGGUCAGCACUGCAACGGGAACCAUUAUGAGUGGCCAUCGCGACUCCUUUAUCAAAAUGAAACCCACCGAAAUGGAAAAGGCUGCUGAUAAUGCGGCACAGAACGAGAAAAAGCCAGGAUUUUGGGUUCGAUUUGCUGAUCUCAUGGAUGUAGAUUUGCUCAAAGACAAAAUGUUUCUCAACAUCCUGUUUGGCCUUUCGAUUUUCUACGUGGCGGAAAUGAACUUUAAAAUGGUGACACCCUUCUUCUUCGCCGAUUUGGGCUAUGACAAAAAGGAUGUGGCCUUUUGCCUUUCCAUUACCGCCAUUACAGAUAUUGCUGCCCGUAUUGUUUUGCCACCAAUCUUUGAUCGCACUAACAUUAAAAAACGUACCGUAUUCCUUGUGUCCAUUAUAUUUGUUGCCAUCACCCGGUCAAUCAUGGCCGAACAGACAGACUGGACCCAGCUGAUGAUAUGGCUGUCGAUAUGCGGUUUCUUUAGAGGAUCAGCACUCAGUAAUUUUACGCUAACGGUUUCUGAGUACUGUUCCCUGGAGAAACUGCCGUCAGCUUUUGGUUGGCAUUUGGUGGGCAAAGCUGUUUUUGUUAUAUGCUUUGGUCCCUUGAUAGGUCUCAUUCGUGAUGUUACUCAAAGCUAUCCUAUUUGCAUUCAUGCACAAAGUGUUUGCAUUUUCCUAUGUGGUAUUGCCUGGGGCAUAGAAUACAUUAUAGAUUACUCACGUCGCAGGAAGGUUCAAAAUGGGGCGAACGGCGAUGUCACCGAUGCUCCAACCACAGACAACAAACAAUAG